AUGGCUAGCCCCUCCAAUCACACUCCCCCUCCCAUCAAUGCGCCCCCUGACUCCGAUGACGAGUCGUUCUCGGAGUUCGAGCGCUUGGAGUCCACGUUGCCCGACCCAUUGAAACGGUCUGCUACCUCAUUGCUUGAGUUGUUGAGCGUAUCCACCAACAACCCCCACAUCAACCCCAACCAGCCAUAUCCGUUGGGCCACCACGCCAGCCCCUCUGGAUCAUCUACGCCAGCACACCCCACUCUUCACUCCCACUUGGUGCAAAAGCUCUCAGAAAGCAACAGUGGACGUGAGCACUCGCCUAUCCCGUUGCCCAAGCCCAAGUUCGAUGCCGCCAUCCACAAGCCGGCCAUGAACACCAAGCAGUCGUCUACGGGAGUGCUUUGGGUGACGGAACGUGCUGGAGAGUACGGCUUCAAUCCCGAAGAUAACCACGACUGGGCCAACUUGGGUCAAGGUGCACCAGAACACGGUGACACCGUGCCAGGCUCGUUCAAAAGACCCACUUCCAUCCCCAUUUCCGAGCUUUCCAAGGAGUACGCUCCGACUGCUGGAAUCAAGCCCUUGCGUGAAGCCGUGGCCAACUUGUACAACGAGGCCUACAGGAAGAACAAGUCCUCCAAGUACACCUAUAAGAACGUGUGCAUCGUGCCAGGUGGCAGAGCUGGCUUGACUAGAAUUGCUUCCAUCAUCAGCGACUGUUACCUCUCGUUCUUCCUUCCCGACUAUACUGCCUACGCAGAAAUGCUCUCGCUUUUCAAGAACUUUUCGCCCAUUCCUGUACCCUUGAGCGAGUCUGACAACUACGAGGUUCACCUCAAUGUCAUCAAGCAGGAGCUUGUUAGAGGUGUCAGUGCCUUGCUCACCUCCAACCCCAGAAACCCCACCGGUAAGUGUAUGACUCCAUCGCAAUUGAAGCGUUUGCACCAGUUAUGUCGCCAGAGUUGUUUGCUUAUCAUGGACGAAUUUUAUUCCCACUACUACUACGACGACGGGUGCACUGGCUCGUCGAUUUCCUCGGCAGAAUUCGUGGAAGAUGUCAACAAGGACCCCGUGUUGAUUCUCAACGGUCUUACCAAGGCGUUCCGGUUGCCAGGCUGGCGGGUGUGUUGGAUCUUGGGCCCCGAAGAGUACAUCAAUGCGUUGAGUUCCGCUGGAUCCUUCUUGGACGGUGGAUGCAACGGUGCGUUCCAAUACGCAGCCGUGGACUUUUUGCAGCCACUCAAGGUGAGGCAGGAAAUGAAGGCCCUCCAGAUCCACUUCAAGAUGAAGCGUGAUUACAUUCUCGGUCGUCUCUCCAAGAUGGGCUUCACUUUCAACCAGGAUAAUACCCCCAACUCCACCUUCUACUUGUGGUUGAAUCUCUCGCACUUGCCAGGCAAGUUAUCCAAUUGUCUUGGAUUCUUCCACGAGUGUUUGCACGAGAAAGUCAUCAUCGUCCCAGGCUUCUUUUUCCUCAUCAACCCACAAAAUUUGUCCAGGCUUGAGGACGUCAUUUGGUACAACUACGUCAGAAUCAGUUACGGACCAGAGUUGCCUCAGCUAGAGAAGGGAAUGGACGGUAUUGAGCGCAUCUUGCACAAGUUCGGGUGCCUUCCUUACGAGAUUUAG
Suhomyces tanzawaensis NRRL Y-17324 is the source of this 1611-nucleotide messenger RNA. RefSeq lists its product as uncharacterized. The record is from RefSeq and is a predicted model, not a curated record. Bases 1 to 1611 code for a protein of 536 amino acids. The transcript is spliced from 2 exons. Gene Ontology annotation, biological process: biosynthetic process. Gene Ontology annotation, molecular function: pyridoxal phosphate binding. Lineage: Eukaryota; Fungi; Ascomycota; Pichiomycetes; Serinales; Debaryomycetaceae.